Molecule: messenger RNA, 2223 nt
Organism: Alternaria hordeiaustralica
Lineage: Eukaryota; Fungi; Ascomycota; Dothideomycetes; Pleosporales; Pleosporaceae
Exons: 6
Coding region: 1-2223 (740 amino acids)
Biological process (GO): carbohydrate transport; transmembrane transport
Cellular component (GO): membrane
Molecular function (GO): carbohydrate:proton symporter activity
Source: RefSeq, a predicted model, not a curated record
AUGGUCGGACCGAGCAGCGAAGGAGUGUACAUGGCAGCCGCCUUUGGCCUCGUUCGUUCUUCCUACCACCAUCUCUCGGAGAAGAGGGCUGUCUCCCAACAGCCUGUGACCUUCACCAUUCCGUCCCACUCCAACAGCACCAGGAGGCCUGCCAACAUCCCCCUCCACAACCUCUCGAGCUCGGCCCGUCCCCGAGACCACGACUCUGCUUAUCUGCUCGACGACCACGAUAAGGACAGCGCGCGCUCCUCCUUCGACACCCCAUCGUCCGACUCGGGCCUCUCCGUCUGGAGCGAUACUGGUGACCUCGUCGACCAGCUAGCUGACCGAGAAGAUCCCCUCCGCAUCAACCUCGAAGCCGGCAACCCGUCGCGGCCACGCCAAAAGCAAAAGCGAGCGCGCUUUGCAUCUCAGGACCUCCACGAAAAGGGCGCCCACCAACUCCGGCUCGAAGACAUCGAGAUCCCCGACCCUGGGCCACGCACUAUCUCAAAGGCAGAGCAGAUACUCGCUCGCAUCAUGGCACCCAACGAUGGGCCCUCCCGUAUCCACGGGUUACACGGAAAGAAGCUGAUCUACUUCACCAGUGUCUUCGUCUCGUUAGGCGUGUUCCUGUUCGGUUAUGAUCAGGGAGUCAUGUCCGGUAUCAUCACCGGCAUCUACUUCAAAGACUACUUCAACCAGCCUUCCGCCGCCGAGCUCGGUACGAUGGUGGCUAUCCUGGAAGUUGGUGCCUUUAUCUCCUCGCUGGUCGUUGGCCGUAUCGGUGAUGUGAUCGGAAGACGCAAGACCAUCUUGUACGGCUCCCUCAUCUUCGUCGUCGGCGGCGCUCUGCAGACCUUCGCUACCGGUAUCCCCAUGAUGCUUCUCGGCAGAGUCAUCGCCGGUCUGGGAGUCGGAUCGCUGUCUACCAUCGUACCUGUAUACCAGUCCGAAAUCUCGCCGCCCCACAACCGAGGAAAGAUGGGUUGCAUUGAAUUCACUGGCAACAUCACAGGUUACGCAGUCAGUGUGUGGGUUGACUACUUCUGCACAUACAUCAAGAACGACUGGUCGUGGAGAGUUCCGCUCUUCAUGCAGUGCAUCAUGGGUCUUCUUCUGGCCGCAGGAAGCUUGCUUAUCUGCGAAUCCCCAAGAUGGCUCUUGGAUAACGAUCACGAUGAAGAGGGUAUUGUAGUUAUUGCCAAUUUGUACGGAAAGGGCGAUAUUCACAACCCCAAAGCACGAGAUGAAUACCGAGAGAUCAAGAUGAACGUCCUGCUCCAGCGUCAAGAAGGUGAACGAUCAUACAAAGACAUGUUUACGCGAUACUCCAAACGCGUCUUCAUUGCCAUGUCCGCCCAAGCCCUCGCGCAACUCAACGGCAUCAACGUCAUCUCGUACUAUGCACCGCUCGUCUUCGAAGAGGCUGGUUGGUACGGUCGCCAAGCCAUUCUCAUGACUGGUAUCAACGCCAUCACAUACCUGCUUUCCACCAUUCCACCAUGGUACAUUGUCGACUCGCUGGGUCGUCGGAAGAUUCUGCUCUCUGGAGCCCUCAUGAUGCUGAUCUCCCUCUCCGCCAUUUCCUACUUCCAGUUCCUGCAAGCGUCUUGGACACCCAACAUGGUCGUCAUAUUCGUCAUGAUCUACAACGCCGCAUUUGGAUACUCAUGGGGUCCUAUUCCGUGGUUGUACCCACCAGAGAUCCUGCCCCUCAGCAUUCGUGCAAAGGGUGCCAGUCUGAGUACUGCGACCAACUGGGCUUUCAACUGGUUGGUUGGUGAGAUGACUCCGAUCCUGCAGGAGCACAUCCAGUGGCGAUUGUACCUCAUCCACGCAUUCUUCUGCGCUGCCAGUUUUGUUAUCGUAUAUUUCAUCUACCCAGAAACUGCCAAUGUUCGCCUGGAAGACAUGAACUCCCUGUUCGGAGACGCUACCUCGGUUAUGCCCACUCCGGAGACCCUGGCGCAAGCCGAAUCACUUUUCAGCGGAGAAGGCCGCGGCUCUCCUGUUCCAUCGCUCGAUAUCCGCGGACGCCGCGCGCAAGACGAGGCCAUUCCUGGACUCAACAUCGACCCUCCUGACAUCGAGAGCGGCAACAAGGACAUGGCCAAGGCGGACACCGAGAACGGCGAGGGCAUCGGUGGCUGGAUCAGCAACAUGGUCAAGAGGACGAAGGGUAACGGCGAGGGUGACAGUACGAGCGGAAAGUACAAGCAAGUUGGACAGGACGAGGACUAG